This is a messenger RNA of Harmonia axyridis, 2111 nucleotides long. Its product is annotated as annexin B9-like. NCBI's taxonomy places the organism in Eukaryota, Metazoa, Arthropoda, Insecta, Coleoptera, Coccinellidae. The transcript is spliced from 8 exons. Bases 187 to 1809 code for a protein of 540 amino acids. Gene Ontology annotation, molecular function: calcium-dependent phospholipid binding; calcium ion binding. The record is from RefSeq and is a predicted model, not a curated record. Gene Ontology annotation, cellular component: cytoplasm.
AUUUAUUUCGGAAUGGUAUCACUACGUAUAUUAUUGCUGUAGUCUUUUUAUCACUUCAUUAGACAAGACAAGUCAACAUACUCAUUCUCAUUGUUAUUUUCGUGCCACAAAAUAGCUGUUGUGUAACUGUCUUGUUGUAAUUAUUACUGUCAAGUAUAUUAUUUUCGUUGAUCCGAAUAUACCAAAAUGAGUUAUCCAGGAUACCCACAGGGUGGUAAAACCUAUCCCCAACAACAAUAUUCAGGAGGGGGAGCACCUUAUCCUUCCACGAACGCUCCUCCAGGAGGAGGAGUAUUUCCGCCAAGUGUGGGGUUUAGCGUAAAUUCCCCAAUAUACAUGCCGCAACCUUAUCCUACCGCUGGUGCAGGUUAUCCCUCCCAGGGAGGUACUGGAUAUCCUCCUCAAGGAGGAGCAGGAUUCCCUCCAAGUGGAGGAGCAGGAUUACCUCCAAGAGGGGGAGCAGGAUACCCUCCAAGUGGAGGAGCAGGGUAUCCUCCUCAAGGAGGUGCUGGCUACCCUCCUAGUGGAGCAUCAGGGUAUCCUGGUCAAAAAGGAGCAGGUUACCCUUCAAGUGGAGGUUCGGCCUAUCCUCCCCAAAGCGCUUCUGCGUAUCCCUCUCAUGGAGGAUCGAGCUACCCACCUCAACCGAGUGCUGGUUAUCCUUCUUCUACUGGGAAAACCUAUCCACCGGCUCCCAUCGGGGGAGCACCCCAUUCCGCUUCUCCUUAUCCUUCUGGAGGUGCUUCCCCGUAUGGAGGUCAACAUCAUCAAGGAGGUCAAUAUCCUCAGGGUCAUCAUUCACCCAGCGGACACUCCCAUCACUAUCCAAACACUGGUCACCACGUUGCACCAUUUCAUAAGGGAACCCCCACUUUGGUACCAGCACAUCAUGCCAACCCAAGGGAAGAUGCAGAAAUUCUCAGAAAAGCAAUGAAAGGAUUCGGAACAGACGAGAAAGCCAUCAUAAACGUUUUAACGAAAAGAACUAACGCUCAACGGCUACCAAUCAUCGUAGAGUUCAAAACAAUGUACGGAAAGGACUUGAUCGAAGACCUGAAGAGCGAACUAAGUGGAAAUUUCGAAAAUGUUAUCGUAGCUAUGAUGACGCCCUUGCCACAAUAUUAUGCCAAAGAGUUGCACAGAGCUAUCUCUGGCAUUGGAACCGAUGAAGACAUCCUGAUAGAGGUUAUGUGCACCUUGUCGAACAAUGAGAUCAGAACUAUUAGACAGGCAUACCAACAUCAUUAUGGAAGUUCUCUCGAAAGUGACCUGAAAGGCGACAGCUCUGGAACAUUCAAACGUCUCUUAGUAUCUCUUUGCGCAGCCGGCAGAGAUGAAAGCAUGGUUACAGAUAUUCAUCAGGCUCGUUAUGAUGCCCAACAAUUAUUGAGAGCAGGAGAGCUACAGUUAGGUACCGACGAAUCCACAUUCAAUAUGAUAUUAUGCCAACGAAACUAUGCUCAACUAAAGCUUAUUUUCGAAGAAUACCAGAACUUGACUGGUCAUGACAUUGAAAAAGCGGUCAAGAACGAAUUUUCUGGAAGCUCCGAGGACUGCAUGCUCGGUAUUAUACGAGCAAUUAAGAAUAAACCAGCCUUUUUCGCAAAAUGUUUACACAAAUACAUGGAAGGAAUAGGAACAGAAGAUAAGAACUUAAUUAGGGUUAUAGUUACAAGAUGUGAAAUUGAUAUGGUAGAAAUCAAAAGAGAAUUCCACUCAAAGUAUGGAAAAUCUUUGAAGGAUGCAAUAAGGGAUGAAUGUUCAGGAGACUACAAAAGAUGUCUUUAUGCUCUCAUUGGUGAACCUUGAUUCCAUACUACAUUCGACUGUGAUUAAGAAAAGUGUUUGAUCCAUAUAAUUUGGCUUGCGAAAGUUUUAUUAAGGUAUUAACUAUUACUCAAAGUGUCAAAUUAAUUCCUCUUACCUACAGAAAUAUUUUUAGUCGUUAUAUUAAUUGUUGUUAUGUUUUCAAAUGUCUCAAUGUGUAUUUCUAUUCAAUAUUAUAUUAUUAUUGAAAAUCUAUCUACAAUGAAAAAAUAACCUAUUUAUGUAAAUUUCAUAGUUUUUAUACAAAAUACAUAAUUAAAGUAUAAUAAAUUCUCCAUGUGUCA